This is a messenger RNA of Dicentrarchus labrax (European seabass), 936 nucleotides long. It is a transcript of the gene srp19, whose product is annotated as signal recognition particle 19. Gene Ontology annotation, cellular component: signal recognition particle, endoplasmic reticulum targeting. NCBI's taxonomy places the organism in Eukaryota, Metazoa, Chordata, Actinopteri, Moronidae. Gene Ontology annotation, molecular function: 7S RNA binding. The transcript is spliced from 5 exons. The record is from RefSeq and is a predicted model, not a curated record. Bases 176 to 601 code for a protein of 141 amino acids. Gene Ontology annotation, biological process: SRP-dependent cotranslational protein targeting to membrane; SRP-dependent cotranslational protein targeting to membrane, signal sequence recognition.
UCGGUGCAGUGAAUCGAGCCCCCGGUCGGUUGUCAACAGACGGUCAGUGAGCAUGUGCAGCGGCCGUGUGGCUGCGUGGUUUACGGCACAAAUCAAACCCUGCCGUUAGUCUCUUUAACCUACCGAGAGUCUGCCCGACGGUGUGCAGUCAGACCGAGAACCGGACGGACGAACAAUGGCUCACCUCACGGAAAACCCCGCCGACAAAGAGAGGUUCAUCUGCAUCUAUCCGAUCUACAUCAACAGUAAGAAGACUCUGGCUGAAGGACGAAGGAUUCCCACAGAGAAGGCUGUGGAGAAUCCGUCCUGCGCUGAGAUCAGAGACGUCCUGACGGCUGCUGGACUCAACGUCUACGUGGAGAACAAAAUGCACCCCAGGGAGUGGAACAGGGACGUCCAGUUCAGAGGUCGUGUCAGAGUUCAGGUGAAGCAGACCGACGGCAGCUUCUGUCAGGACAAGUUCACCUCCCGUAAAGACGUGAUGUUUUACGUAGCGGAGAUGAUCCCUAAACUGAAGACUCGGACCCAGAAGGUCGGAGGAGGAGACCCCAGCUCUCAGCAGGGAGAGGGAGGAAAGAAGAGCAAGAAAAAGAAGAAGUAGACACAGAAAUGACCUGUUUUUUUUAUUUCCUUUUAAAUUAAUUUUAAAUUUGAGGUCAUUGUUGAUGGUUUAGAGUGUCGGGGAGAAUCGAACCCUGAACUUUUUGUUUCUACGGUCUUUCUGUUGUCAUUGUGACCUCAGACACUCGCUCAGCUUCCACACUGAGAAAUAUUCUUUUCACACCGAACAUUUGUGAGCCGUGAAACCUCGUCUAGUUUCAGAAACACAGGCAGGAGCAGAGAGGAACUCAUUCCUGUGUUAUAUGUGGAAGGAGAAGAGCUGUCGUCCUUCAUUCUGUUCACCUCGUCUCUUUCAAUAAAGACUUCAUUUUCUCA